Zingiber officinale is the source of this 937-nucleotide messenger RNA. RefSeq lists its product as uncharacterized. The transcript has 2 exons. Lineage: Eukaryota; Viridiplantae; Streptophyta; Magnoliopsida; Zingiberales; Zingiberaceae. The record is from RefSeq and is a predicted model, not a curated record. The coding region runs from base 77 to 640 and encodes 187 amino acids.
CUUACGUGGACUACCAUAAGCACACAAAGAACGGCAAGCUAACGCCAGUCCAAAACGAUAGCGAGGAGCAGAGCUAAUGGCCGGUCUCAAAAUCUGCAGCCCGUUCCCAUCCACCCUCAACGCGCCGCCGGCUGCCGUCGUCACCAGAAGAACGCACUUCAUCUCGGUCGCCCCACUUGCCGCUGCCGACGAAGACGCCCCCGCCGAGCUCGACGCCUCCGCGGAGUCACCAAUCGUCGACGACGAUCCAUCCUUUGAGACGCGGCUGAACCAGAUCCGAGUCAAGUACCGCAGCGGCUCAGGGAAGAAGGCGGAGCAACGUAAAUCUCGGAAAGCCCCCGGCGGCGGGGGCACGAAGAAGGGCAGCGUGCUGCUGCCUCCGGUGCCUCUGCGGGAGCCGGUGGCAGCCGGAGGAGUGAAGGUGGAGGCAGGAUUUACUCCCUACAGCGAGCGCCUGCACGGGAAGCUAGCCGGGCUGGGGCUGGCGGCACUGCUGCUGGUGGAGCUGGGGUCAGGGCAGGGACUGUUCCGCUACCACUCACCGGCGAUUAUCUUCAUACAGAUCUACACCGUCGCCGCGGCGGGCACUCUCUUCAUCAAGUUUGAGAAGGAGAAGAUCAGCGUCUGGCCGGAAAAAUAGCCGUACUCCCUCGUCAUCGCCGGCAAUGAAACACGACGACGAAGCUUGUUUUGCCAGGAAGGGCUCGAUCCGAUCGAAACUAUUUGAAGUUCUUACUUUGAUGCUAAAUUCAGGUAGAGAAUAAAUGUGUACCGACCAAUCGAUCGAAUAUGAUCAGAUAAUUGAAAACAUAGAAACAAAAGGACUUUCUUGAUGAUUAAAAAUACAUUACAAAGUCACUUAAAUUAUAUUUAAAACUAAUUCUGGAAAUCUAAGAACUCAGAUUAGUAAUACAAGACAACACGAUCAAAUUCCAAA